Messenger RNA from Plasmodium knowlesi strain H, 2808 nucleotides. RefSeq names its product eukaryotic translation initiation factor eIF2A, putative. The transcript has a single exon. The coding region runs from base 1 to 2808 and encodes 935 amino acids. Gene Ontology annotation, molecular function: ribosome binding; translation initiation factor activity; tRNA binding. Gene Ontology annotation, biological process: translational initiation. The record is from RefSeq and is a predicted model, not a curated record. Gene Ontology annotation, cellular component: cytosolic small ribosomal subunit. NCBI's taxonomy places the organism in Eukaryota, Apicomplexa, Aconoidasida, Haemosporida, Plasmodiidae.
AUGAAAUCGACAGAAACGAGCAAUAGUAACAAGAACUUGUUCUUCCUUGCGCUGAGCAAGAACAAAGCAACCAUUUAUGAAUAUGAUGUCCGCUUUAGUGGUUGUAUCAUAAACGACAUAGAAGAGGAAAUUAAACGGAGUGAAGAAAAUGGUGUGGCGUUACCUAACGAAAGUACCAAACACGAAUGCAUAGACAUGAAAGAAACAACCGAAAGCAAUGAAACCCGAAACCCUUCUUUUACACAAGUAAAAAAAAAUGGAAAUAAAUUUAACAAUGAUUUUGUACUGAAUCGGGGAAUUCGUAUUUAUAAAGAAUUUGAUGAUGUGGAGUUAGCCACUUGCACAAAUGAUUAUAAAAAAAUAAUUCUCGUGAGAAAAUCUAACUUACACGUGGCAGAAAUUAUAGACCUACGACAAGAUGUUGACACGAAGAAAGAAAACCACCCCCCCUGUUGCUGCUGCUCCUGCUGCUCCUCUUCCUCCUUCCAAAUAAAAGCGAAGACACCCAUUAAGGCUAUUUGUAGCAGUCCCAAGGAUAGUCAUCUGGUAUUGUACUGUCAGUAUAAACCGGAGGUAUCACCACAUAAUUUGUUCAUGUAUAAGAUUGGCAAGGCGGCUGAUCCGAAGAAGAAAAAAAGGAAGAAAAAGGGGAACGAUGACCAUGUUGAUGGUAAACCUGUUGGUGGUAAUCAUGUUGUUGGUCAUCAUGUUGGUGGUAAACCUGUCGAUGGAAACCAUGUUGUUGGUAAUCAUGUUGAUGGUAAUCAUGUUGGUGGUCAUCAUGUUGGUGGUAAUCAUGUUGGCGGUAAACCUGCCGAUGGAAACCAUGUUGGUGGUCAUCAUGUUGAUGGUAAUCAUGUUGGUGGUCAUCAUGUUGGUGGUAAUCAUGUUGGCGGUAAACCUGCCGAUGGAAACCAUGUUGGUGGUCAUCAUGUUGACGGUAAUCAUCCUGUUGGUGGUCAUCAUGUUGGUCGUCAUCAUGCCAGUGGUCAUCAUGUUGGUGGUCAUCAUGCCAGCGGUCAUCAUGUUCGUGAUAAUGACGCUGGCAAAGGGACGAAUAAAAUGUCGAGUCAAGGCCACCACGCAGAGGAACACAGCGACCAUGAGGACGGCGCAAGGGGCCACUGCGAUGAUCAUUCUGAUGAAAUUCCCGUCCGUGUGGACACGCUCAAAAGUUAUAGUAGUAAAUUGUGGCCUUUCUACAAAUGGAGCGAGAACGAGUCUAUAUGUGUUAUCCGAAUUAACAACACCAUUUACAUCUAUAAGGAAAAUAAUUUCACAUCAUAUGUAAAUAAAAUGACCUUGGAAAAUUUGGAAUUUUUGGAUGUGUCCCCUGAGCAAGGUAAUAAAAAAGGAGGAGGUGGACAAGGAGGAGGUGGAGGUGGACAAGGAGGUGGAGGUGGACAAGGAGGUGGAGGUGGACAAGGAGGUGGAGGUGGACAAGGAGGUGGAGGUGGACAAGGAGGUGGAGGUGGACAAGGAGGUGGAGGUGGACAAGGAGGUGGAGGUGGACAAGGAAGAGGAGGUGGAGGUGGACAAGGAGGUGGAGGUGGACAAGGAGGUGGAGGUGGACAAGGAGGUGGAGGUGGACAAGGAGGUGGAGGUGGACAAGGAGGUGGAGGUGGACAAGGAGGUGGAGGUGGACAAGGAAGAGGAGGUGGAGGUGGACAAGGAGGUGGAGGUGGACAAGGAAGAGGAGGUGGAGGUGGACAAGGAGGAGGAAAAGAAGGAGGGGGACAAGGCGCAGGAGGGGGAGUGUUUAUCGCGACGUAUGAAAGAGGAUCUAAGGGUAAACCAUCCGUUUUUAAGCUUUUUAAAUCAUCCGAUUUUGGAAACCACGUGUACUCCAAGACUUUCUUCAACUCAGAUGAAAUGAAGCUUAAAUGGAACAAAAAUGCCAGUGCAGUGUUGUUAAAUGUACACACACAGGUGGAUAAGGAGAAGCAGUACUACUAUGGACUGAGUAAUUUAUUUUUUAUCGAAACAAAUAAAUUUAGCGAAGUGAAUAUAAUGACUGAUCGAGGACAAAUCUAUGAUUAUAUAUGGUCCCCCAAUCAAAACAAGUUUUACGUUUGCAAAGGAGACAUUCCCGCAGAAAUUGUUUCGUAUGACAAAUGUGCUAACGUAGCUCAUUCCUUUGGAAGGCAUAAAUUUAACACCUUAAGAUUGAAUUGUUCAGAGAAGUUACUUUUAACAGGUGGGUUUGGGAAUUUAAGUGGAGAUAUCACUUUAUGGAAUACUUCCACAGAGAAAGAAGUUAGCAAAACAAAAGCAUCCUGUGCAGUGGUGUGUGAAUUUUUUAACGACGGAAAACAUUUCCUCACCGCAACUACCCACCCAAGACUUCGCGUCGAUAAUCACUUGAAAAUUUUUACGCAUGAUGGUUUUAUUGUUAGUAGAAUUAAUUUUGAAGAAUUAUACAAGGUUAUUAUUCUCCCUUUUAACAAGAUUAAUUUUUCCGAAUCGGAUGCAUCUUUGGGUAUUUACAUGGAAAAUUCUCCGCAGGAAUUAUACAUACAUAAACAGUUAGGUAUCGAUUCGAAGAAAACUGGCGUUUACCGUGCUCCUGGAACUUCUGCCACGGCAAGGUUAACUUUAAAUGGGUUUAUGAAUGCCAAGAAACCAAUACAAAGGGCGAUCAAAACCAAAACACCGGGUGCCAACUUCGUGCAGCAGAAGGAGAAAAAGACGACGAAGACAACGUCGUCGAAGAAGAAGAAAAACAAAAAGAAGAAGAAUACCCAAACGGAGGAAAACGACACACCCGGGAAGGUAGAAGAGGACGAUAUGCAAAAGGAAGAAUCGUAG